AUGUCUGCACCGGUCGAAAUCCAGGCGGCUACCCUUGACAAAUUCAUUGCAGGAUGGAAGGAAUUCACUCCCGAAUCUUGGAUGGCGACAUGGUCUGGAGAUUGCACCCAAAAGAUGUUACCUUUAUCACUGGGAGUACCGGCGAGAUCGAGAACCGAAGUCUUAGGCAUUUUACCGAAGCUCAUGAGUAUCCUGAAAAACUAUAAACUAGAUAUCUACGAGAUUGUACACGAUGCUCCCAGGAGUAAGGCGGUCAUAUAUGCAACCUCUUACGCCGAUACGCCUUUUGGAGAUUUCAAAUGGACGAAUGAAUACGCUGUUUUUAUCACUUUUACUGAGAAUGGGACGCAGGUUAAGAGAUUUGAAGAGAUGGUUGAUACAGCAUUCUAUCAGCAAUUCUUUCCCAAGUUCCAGCAAUACAUGAAGGAACAAGGAGCCACUGCUCACUAUCGAUCCUCGACUCGAAGUGGCAAUCUUCGAAUAAUGGCUGUUUACGCAGUUCUUGGCUCUACUGGCAACUGUGGUACAGCUCUUAUUCAAAAUCUUCUAAAGCAGCCGGGUGCCAAAAUCAAUGCCUAUUGUCGAAAUAGAUCUAAGCUCCUGCGACUUAUUCCUGAAGUGGAAAAUAGUACACAGGUGGAGAUUUUUGAAGGUAGCAUUCAGAAUGAGGAGCUACUCAAAAUUUGUUUGAAGGGGUGUCAUGCCGUUUUCCUGGUCGUUUCUACCAACGACAAUAUUCCAGGAUGCCAUUUAAGCCAAGAUACAGCAAUCAGCGUCAUCCAUGCCCUCGAGAGCCUCAAGCAAGCAGAAAUUAUGAAGCUGCCUAAACUCGUUCUCCUCUCCUCAGCAACCAUUGACGACCACUUCUCACGCCAUUUACCUUGGAUGUUACGGCAAAUCUUGCUUCGUUCUGCAUCCCACGUCUACAACGACCUGAGAGAGACCGAGAAGCUUCUUCGGUCCCAGGAGGAUUGGUUGACAACUAUCUAUAUCAAACCGGGAGCACUAUCUGUGGAUAAGGAACGGGGCCAUGCGUUGAGCUUCACAGAUGAAGGAAGCCCUCUUUCGUAUAUGGAUUUGGCGGCUGCUAUGGCCGAGGCAGCUGACGAUGAGGAGGGACGGGACUCCGAUGUGCAUUCUGACAGGGCUUUUGAGGCAUUUCUUUCCUUUUAUGCAUCCGUAUUUGCCGACAAUGGGGCCUUGGGACUACACAGUCAGCUUGGUGUGGAGGAAUGA
Sclerotinia borealis F-4128 is the source of this 1236-nucleotide messenger RNA. Lineage: Eukaryota; Fungi; Ascomycota; Leotiomycetes; Helotiales; Sclerotiniaceae. The record is from the annotation of a GenBank genome assembly.